Brassica napus (rape) is the source of this 2017-nucleotide messenger RNA. RefSeq names its product serine/threonine-protein kinase TIO-like. Gene Ontology annotation, molecular function: ATP binding; protein kinase activity. Gene Ontology annotation, biological process: protein phosphorylation. NCBI's taxonomy places the organism in Eukaryota, Viridiplantae, Streptophyta, Magnoliopsida, Brassicales, Brassicaceae. Bases 89 to 1087 code for a protein of 332 amino acids. The record is from RefSeq and is a predicted model, not a curated record. The transcript is spliced from 14 exons. Gene Ontology annotation, cellular component: cytoplasm.
UAAAUAAAAUGAUCAAAUAUAUAAAAAAAAUUAUCGAUAAUAUAUAUAAAUAAAUUCACCGUGCGCAAAACGUGUUAUCCUAGUUAAAAUGGUACGAGAGAUAAGUAUAAACCCAAGCCCAAAUACGAUAAACCAAAAAAAAAAACACGUAUACACUAACUCUAAAAGAAAACUUUAUUAUUUUUUCCCUCUUUUUGAAUUUCAAAAGUUUCCUCAAUUACAGAGUCUAUCUGAUAUCCCACUGAUCUGCUUCAUUUCACCCUUCUCAGCGACGUAUCCACUUCUAUUCAACGAAUCUUCGCGGUUCUAUAUCCGUCCCUUACUUCGCUUAAAUCUUCGUUUCUCCAAUCAGAUCUCGUGCUUAAGUAUGGGUGUGGAGGAUUAUCAUGUGAUCGAGCUCAUCGGCGAAGGCUCUUUCGGGAGAGUUUACAAAGGAAGACGAAAGUAUACCGGACAGACGGUGGCGAUGAAGUUCAUCAUGAAACAAGGAAAGAGUGAGAAAGAUAUAGAGAGUCUAAGACAAGAAAUCGAGCUCAAGCAUGGGAAUAUUAUUGAAAUGCUCGAUUCCUUUGAGAACGAACGAGAGUUCUGUCUUGUCACUGAGUUUGCUCAAGGUGAGUUGUUUGAGAUUCUUGAAGAUGACAAGCGCCUUCCCGAAGAGCAAGUUCAAGCCAUCGCUAAGCAGCUGGUAAAAUCAUUGCAUUACUUGCAUUCAAACCGUAUAAUUCACCGUGACAUGAAGCCACAAAACAUUCUUAUUGGUGCUGGGUCUGUCGUUAAGCUAUGCGAUUUUGGUUUUGCUCGAGCUAUGUCUACCACUGUGGUUUUGAGAUCCAUUAAAGGCACUCCGCUGUACAUGGCGCCUGAGCUUGUGAGAGAACAGCCAUACAAUCACACUGCUGACCUGUGCUCCCUUGGUGUUAUAUUGUAUGAAUUAUAUGUUGGUCAACCUUCAUUCUACACUAAUUCCGUGUACGCUCUAAUCCGUCACAUUGUUAAGGAUCCUGUCAAAUACCCUGAUGAAAUGAGUCCUUAUUUCAAAAGCUUUUUAAAAGGAUUACUCAAUAAGGUGAAGUUUCUAUUUUGAUCCAAGCUACUUUUACUAGUUGAUGAUAUUUGUGAGCUUAUCUUGGAAGGGGCUAGUAUGUUUGUAUAUUACGAUGCAAAACAGGUGUCCCAAAGUCGAUUGACCUGGCCUGCUCUUCUCGAGCACCCCUUCAUUAAAGAAUCUCUAGAGGAAGUUGCAGCCAGGGAAAUGCAUACUGCGGUAGUUGACCAUAAGGCAGCGUGGAGACUCAAAGGAAAUGGAGGCCAACAGAGAAAUGAAAAGUGUGACUCGGCGACCCGGCCCGUUUAAGGAAGCCUCUGCUCUAGGAAUUGUAGCUGACGUUCAGUCAGAUAUGAAGAGUGCUGUCAAAGUAAAUUCUCCCUCUCCUGAGGAUUUUCUCGGAUUCCCAACCCAGGAGGCUAUUAAAAGUUCAGGUGACGCAACAUUGGACAAAUUGGAAAAUACAUCUGGAACUGUUAAAGGUGCAAAAGUUAUAGGUGAAGAUGCUAAAGCAAUGGAUCUAGUUCUACUGUCACUGGAAAGAUGUACAAAAUCACUGUCGAAAAGGGACAAAGAUCUUGCUUGCUCUAUUCAGUCUCUCAGAAUAAUUUUCAAUUUGGUUGGAGCUCGCGCAAUAGAUUCCGUUGAACUGAUUGACAAAAUAAUAUCUGCACUGCUAGACUAUACUGACGCUCUUGUUGGGAUGAAAUCAUCCGAGUCAACAACAUAAUACCAAAGAGUCUUUCAGUCACUAAAAACUUGGUAGGGCAUAUUGAAUGAAGUAGGAUACAUAGUUCCUACAUCAGGCACUGGACGAAACUAGUGGAAAUCUUUGUACAGGUGGACCUUAUUUUGGUGCACCAUAGGUUAUUUUGAGAUCAGCUCACCCGUCUUGUAAACUUGAUUUAGAACUGUAAGUUUCUGUAUAUUAUUAAUGAAUAAGUGUUCCUUUUAUAUAGGAGUUAUAAA